AUGGCGGAUCGAGAUGGCUACGGGUCGGCGUCGCAGCCAACGUCCCCCCGUUUGUCUCGCCGUCCUUUUCCCAUGCGCCGCCAGCACUCGGCAAAUGAGCCUGACGAGCGCUCCCCACUGCUGAUAAACGCUUCUCGAUCGCGUAUUCGAAUUCACGGCGGGGCUGCAUCACCGCGCCGUCCAGGCGAUUUAUCCCGCGAUCAGAGCUACUCAGACAGCAGCCGGGGGACUCGACACCACAGUCGCCGCUCCUCCUGGGGCCAGCGCCUCGUCAAUGCCUUCUCCGAGCGGUCCAUGUCAGAGUCCAAGGGCUCUAUCUUCCCUGACGAGCGCGUGUGGUACGAUCAGUUUACAAGCACCGACUGGGUGCACGAUACCAUUGCCGAUUCCUACCGCGUGAGGGCCCUCCGCAGCAGGAAGGACUUUUGGGGCCGAGUCUUGACGACGAUCGACGGUAGCCAGGGCUGGAUUCUCAGCGCUCUCUGCGGCUUUGUCAUUGCAUUGAUAGCAUAUACAGUCGACGCGGCCGAAUCGGUCUUUUUCGACUUUAAAGAUGGCUAUUGUGCGAGGGCGUGGUAUUUUGACGAAAAGAGAUGCUGUCCUGGUGGGCGCACCGAGUGCACAGACUGGAAGACCUGGUCCCAGGCACUGCAUUACCAUCCGUUUGGGGAGAAGUGGACGGAUUUCCUCAUCUACGUCGCCUGCGUUGUUCUCUUCGCUGUCGCCUCGUGCUGGGUCGCCCUCUGGACAAAGACGGUGGUCCCUUCGGCGUACCAAUUGACAACGCUAGACGAAAACCUUGCGGCCGAGACUCAUCAGGCUGCCGACGAAGGCCCCGGUGACGAUAGUGCUAGUCCUCGAAUGGUGGUUGAGAGGAAACCUGAUAUCCCGCCCAUGGUCUACUAUUCAGCAGCAGGCAGUGGUGUCGCCGAAGUCCGAGUCAUCCUCAGCGGCUUCGUGCUUCACGGAUUCCUUGGUCUGAGAACAUUAAUCUUCAAGAUGCUGUCGCUGAUUCUGAGCGUCUCUUCGGGUCUGAGCAUCGGCAAAGAAGGCCCGUUCGUUCACAUGGCGACCUGCGUUGGCAAUAUUGCCUGUCGUCUCUUUGCGAAAUACGAUCGCAACGAUGCCAAGAGGCGAGAGGUCCUCUCUGCUGCGGCUGCAGCUGGCGUUGCAGUCGCCUUUGGAGCGCCCUUGGGAGGUGUUUUGUUCGGACUGGAAGAAGUCUCGUACUUUUUCCCAGCCAAAACACUCUUCCGGACAUUCUUCGCCUGCAUCAUCGCCGCACUAUCCCUCAAGUUCUUGAAUCCAUACGGCACGCACAAGAUUGUCAUGUUCGAGAUCCGGUAUCUAGUCGACUGGGAGUAUUUUGAACUGGGAUCCUUCAUCUUCGUGGGCAUCCUCGGCGGCGCCAUGGGAGCCCUCUUCAUCAAAGCCUCCAAAUACUGGGCUCAAUCAUUUCGCCGCAUCAAGGCCAUCAAGACGUAUCCCAUGUUGGAGGUGUUCCUUGUCGCGGUUGUGACUGGUCUCAUGAGCUAUUGGAAUCCCUUGACCAAGGUCUCCGUCGCAAAGCUGCUCCUCAACUUGGCCUCUCCAUGUGAUCGCACCAAGGGUGACGGACUUGGGCUCUGCCCGAGGUCGGUGGAUGACAUUCCCAUGAUCUUGUCGACGUUAAUUAUCGCCUUUCUGAUCAAGGGCUUCUUGACCGUCAUCGCUUUUGGAAUCAAAGUCCCCGCCGGUAUUUAUAUCCCAUCCAUGGUCGUCGGUGGCUUAAUGGGACGGAUUGUGGGUCACUUGGCACAAUGGUUGGUACUCGUCACACCCGACUGGGGUGUCUGGGGUGGUUGUGCAACCGCAUCCGACGGGACCUGCAUCCAGCCGGGAGUUUAUGGCCUCAUUGCCGCCGGUGCCACCAUGUGUGGUGUUACGCGACUGUCUGUGACGCUGGCUGUCAUCCUGUUUGAGCUCACUGGCAGUCUCGACUAUGUGCUGCCAUUCUCCCUGUCUAUUCUGGUGGCCAAAUGGACGGCAGAUGCCAUUGAGCCAUGCAGUAUCUAUGAUCUCCUUACAAACAUGAAUGCCUACCCAUUCCUGAACAACAAACAUAAGCCUAUUUUCACUGGCGACUUGACUGACCUGGUUCGGCGCCUACGACGGGAGAGAAUUAUUGAUAUUACAAACUCACCAAUGGUUCCUGCUUCGAGUCUCCGCACCAAGCUCGAGGUCCUUCAUCGCCAUGGCGAGCUUGAUGGCGGGUUGCCCAUUUUGAGAGAAGAUGUUCUGGUGGGCCUCAUUCCCGCUCCUGACCUUCAGUUUGCGUUGGACCAGCUUCCAGAUGAAAGCUCAAACCUUUGCUUGAUGGAUCAAAUUCCUAGUAUUGACGACGACGAUGACGGCACCCUGCCCGACCCUACAGACUUUACACAAUUCAUUGAUCCAGCACCUGUUGCACUGGAUAUCCGGUCGCCGAUCGAUCUUGCGUAUGAAUGCUUUGUCAAGCUGGGUCUGCGAUACGUUUGCGUCUUGAGGGACGGCAAAUAUGCGGGCAUGAUCCAUAAGAAGACAUUUGUCAAGUACACACGAGAACUUGAGGAGCAACAAGGCGGCCACUGAGAGGAAUUCUCGACGCGGACGUUGGAAACUGUACCAGUAUAGAGAACAAGUUGUGCAUUCGAAGGGGAAAGAAUUGGACUUGUUGUUUUGCAUAGUCAUGGCGCAUUUGGCGUGGCCGAUUGGAUUCUAGUUGGCCACUCGUGGAUUGGUUUUUUCUUUUUUCUUCUCUUUUUCUUUUCUUUUUUUUUUAUUCUGUACAGAGAGAGCAAGCAUGUCGACUUGCGCUGCCGACUUGGCGGUAUAUUGCAUUUUAUGUGUACCUUACCUAGAUGUGCACAUUGGCAGAAGAUGUUUGGAAAUGGGAAACGCAUUGCGAUUGCGCAGUUGUAUUCGCACCAGGGUUUGCAAGGCGGUGCGACAUCUUUUUUGCGAUAAGAUUGAAAGAAAUUACAUUAUAGAUG
Messenger RNA from Trichoderma virens Gv29-8, 3011 nucleotides. RefSeq lists its product as uncharacterized. Gene Ontology annotation, molecular function: voltage-gated chloride channel activity. Gene Ontology annotation, cellular component: membrane; early endosome; Golgi apparatus. Lineage: Eukaryota; Fungi; Ascomycota; Sordariomycetes; Hypocreales; Hypocreaceae. The coding region runs from base 1 to 2610 and encodes 869 amino acids. Gene Ontology annotation, biological process: transmembrane transport; chloride transport. The record is from RefSeq and is a predicted model, not a curated record. The transcript has 7 exons.